This is a messenger RNA of Elgaria multicarinata webbii, 3723 nucleotides long. RefSeq names its product E3 ubiquitin-protein ligase Topors-like. Gene Ontology annotation, molecular function: metal ion binding; ubiquitin protein ligase activity. Lineage: Eukaryota; Metazoa; Chordata; Lepidosauria; Squamata; Anguidae. Bases 1 to 3723 code for a protein of 1240 amino acids. The transcript is spliced from 3 exons. The record is from RefSeq and is a predicted model, not a curated record. Gene Ontology annotation, biological process: protein monoubiquitination; protein polyubiquitination.
AUGGCAUCAUCAAAUGAAGAGUUUAAUUCUGACAACAGCUUUUCAUCCCUGACUGGGACAGGAAAUCAGAACAUUGCCUUAGGAACUGAUGGACCUUCAGACUCAAGGUGUCCUAUCUGCUUGGAAAGAAUACGGAAUGUGGCCUUCUUAAAUCCCUGCUUCCAUAGAUUCUGCUUUGCUUGUAUCCUAGAAUGGUCUGAUAGGAAAGCAGAGUGUCCACUCUGUAAGCAGUGUUUUAACUCUUUCUUUCACACCAUAAGAUCUGAUACGGAUUUUGAAGAAUACAUUGUUCCCUUUGAAAAUGCAUCCUUCGGCAUGUGCGGGGAGAGGUCGGCUCAAAGACCUGAGACAUUGCCAGAUAAUGGGGUCUUGUAUCAAGGAUAUUCAGAUCUCCAGUCUCAAAGUAGGAUGAGAUCGUUUGAUGAACUGAUGAGACAGUUGAGCAUAAGGAGGUCAUCUCACCCAGGAGGAAUAUCCCUUGGGCAAAUUCGAGAGCAGGUUACAAUUAAGUUCAGGAGGGCCCUUUAUCGAUCUGGAGUGCGUGUCAGGAAUGUCCAAAGUGGAGGUUUUUAUAGGGAUAUAUCAGCAGAUUUUUUCCACAGGAAUCCUGUCCGCCUUAACAGGUUAGUUCCCUGGUUGAAACGUGAGCUGCGAGUGCUGUGUGGUACACAUGCAUUCUUGAUCCAAAACAUACAGCAUAUUGUUUUGAAUAACAUAACCAUCUAUGAUCUGGACAGCCAAUCAUUUGCAGAUAUUAUGCAACCCCAUUUACUCCACUACACCAAUCACUUCUUGCAUGAAUUCAUCAAUUUUGCCCGCUCCCCUUUCAACAUUAAAGCUUAUGACUGGCGAGCCAGUUAUGACAUUCCCUAUCCUAUGCAUGAUGAUGGGUUCCAGUCCUAUUCGUCAUUUACUACAUCAUCUUCAGAGGAGGAGGAGGAAGAAGAAGAGGAAGAAGGGGAAACUGAAGACUCAGAUGAGAAUGCGGGGGAAGAAGGAGAAUCAGUGACAAGUAAUGAGGAAGGAACUUGGGAUGAUGAAAUCCAAGGGUCAACCAGUUCCAGUUCUGACCAGGCUCUGGAUGAGUUUUUUCUUCCUUUUGGAUCUUCAAAUGGAGAACUUUUAAGAAGUGGAGACAACAUGCAUGUAUUUUUUCAAGCUGAUGCACAUUUAGGUACACACAACAGGCAUUGUCUAUUACAUAAAUGUGUUCUUGAUCAGAUAGAAGAGAGCACACCUAUGUUGUGCAAGUCCAUCCCCAAUUGUAUGGAGAGUGCAGAGCACAAUGUAGACGAUGAUGAAGAAGAAGAACUGGGAGAUGAGCAGGAAGCCUUGAGAAGCCAUAGCUUUGGUGGUUGCACUCAUAGUCAUAGUAAUGCAGGUUCGGCUGUCUCUACCAUUGCUCUGCUCAAUAGCAAUAACCAAAUGUUUAAUGCUCUGCAGGUUCCAUCUCAGGAGCAAGAAACAAAUAGCAUGGAUCAGACAACAAUGCCACAUCAGGACACACUUAGCACCAAGCUGAUCCAUCACAAAGGAGAGGAUAUAAUUGUUAUUGAGAUCAUGAGACCCCUGCAUAAGGAAUUUAAACCAAGGACUGGGUUUAGAUCCCUAGGAGAGGGUUCUUUAGUCAAGACAAUGCCCCUAAGUAUGGCAAAAAGCUCAAAAUGUGCCAUCUGCUUAGGGGGAAUCCAAGACACAACGUACUUGAACCCUUGCAAUCACAAGGUCUGCUUUGAUUGUAUACAGAAGUGGUCCAGAAAGAAAGUCAUAUGCCCACUGUGUAAGCAGCGUUUCCAUUCAUUCUUCCACACUGUAAGCACAAAAGGCGCAUUUUGCGAGUAUGUUCUGCCUUUGAAUGAUGGCUCCUUUUCUCAUUCAGAAAGCAGAGAGAGUCUUACAUCACCUCCUGACAAUGGAAUAGUGCAUGAUGAAAUUAGAGGAAUGCUAACUCAAAGAGAGAGGGAUAUUUAUCAGCUCAUGAGACAAUUUGCAGUAACAAAGAGACCUACUAACAAAGGUGUAAUAAGCCUUGGGAAAUUUAAAGCACAAGCAGUAAUUCAGUUUAGGAGAGCUCUAUACCGUACUGGGAUCCUAGUUCAAAAUGCCCCCAAUCCAGAUUUCAAACGAAUUGCUUCAGCAGAAUUUCUCAGCAGAAACCCUGGUGGCUUUGACAGAUUAAUCCCAUGGCUGAAGCGAGAAUUAAAAGUGCUGUGUGGCAAUCAGAGGCCGAUGAUCCAUACCUUGCAGAGUUUCAUCCUAAAUAAAAUGAUGCAGCACGACCUCCAGAGCAAGGAGUUCGAAGCUCUGUUACGGCCUCACUUGCGCCACUUCACAACUCACUUCCUGCACGAGUUUAUCAGUUUUGUGCAGUCGCCAUUCAGCGUGAAGAAGUAUGACUGGAAUGCCUCCUAUGAAUGCCCCACUCUUACAAGGGAAGAUUCUGAUUCUUUCACUUCUUCUGGAUCUUCCGACGAAGAACAUUCCCUGCUACCUGAUAAUGAUCAGGCAACCAAAGCCAACAGUAAUUUAGAUGAUGGAUCACUGGGAUGCUUCAACUCUGGUUCUGAGAAGGAUAUUACUGUUGUGUCUACUACGGCAGAUGUCACAAACCACAAAAACAACGAAGGGAAUGAUUUGGAAGACUUGUCCAACAGUGAUUCUGAAAAAGGGAGGUAUACAGCAGACAAGUUCCUAAAAAACAAGCUGCUGAAGUUGCAACCAGAUAAAAGAGCUCAAACAUUUGGAUCGUUCUCUCCAGCUCAGCUACUUCAGUGCAAAGAAGAAAGUGAAGACCUGAGGGAAUUGCAGCCUGUUGAGACUCACAGCUCGAAGAAUGCUGAAGCAUCUAAGAAUGCCUUAAAUUUACUAGCAUCAGGGGAUAAUAAUUAUAAGGCAUUUAGUUCGAAUCACAGCGAUGUUGCCGAAAUCAAUAGCAUCCAAAACUCCACAAAGGAAGAAGCAACCACAUGGCAGCAAGUGGAUUCCCCCACAAGGAAUUUGAGAAGUUCUUCUUCAGAAAGGUUCACAACAUUAUCUCCCAACAGGAAGAGUGUCCUGAAGAAGAGUGGAUCAAGGGGUAUGGGAUACCAUUCUGAAGAAGGAUAUUCUGCCCCAAAAGGAAGACAUGGAGGAAAAGGUAGAAGAAGGCAUCCACACGAGGAGAAGCAAUGUACAAACUAUUCCAGAGACAAGAGACAUAAGAGAGAGCAAAGGAAGUCAAAGUCUAGGGAUGCAAGUUUAUUUCUCUGGAGCACUCUGCCAUUAAGAAGUGAGAGCAUUGUGGCUAGAGAUACAAAUAAGCCAAAGUCUCAGAACACACAUCAUUUUAGAAAACCAAGGAGCAAAGAUUAUGAUUGUUUAAGAAACAGAGUUUCUAGUGAACCAAACUGCAGAUAUCUUUACUACAGACAAGACUCUGAGAGAUACAGGUAUGAAGAACCAUUGUAUAGUAAGGGUGAGUCAGCCAGAGUUUAUGGUUCAAAUCCACUUGAUAAUUGCAGGGAGAGAUUGUUUUCCUCCCCAGAAAAUAGAAUCUCAGACAAUCAAGAAAGACUGGCUAAAGGCUGGUACCACUAUUCAGAGAGAUGCAGAACCACAGGGAGACCCAGAGGCAGGUGUGUUGUGGUAGGACAAGAGGGAGGGCUUUGCGAUAAACUUGGUGGGAAAAGGAGACACAAGUCACACCACAUGGAGCCUGGCCAUUCAAGGGGAGGCCUGAGAUAG